GAUGACAAAUAAAUAAUGUGACAUGUAUAAUACUCACAUCCUGGAUAGCUUUACAAACUCUCUCUUUUUAUAUAUCUUUCUCUCCCUUACCUAAUUUCCACUUUUGCUACAAAUAAUUCUGCUUCUGGCUUCUUGUUAAUCCGUCUCAUAUGUUUAUCUAGGGUUUACUUUGCUUUUGUAUGUAAACAAGAUUUCAUCCAAGUUAUCAAUGGCUGCCUUUAGAUAUAACAAUAGCUAAGCAUUCAAAUUCAGGUCAUCUAUGCAUACAGCCAGCAGCACAUUAAUAUAUUAUGGCUUCUUCCACCCACCAUUGUGCACCAUGUGCUGCGUGCAAGUUCUUAAGAAGAAAAUGCAUCCAAGGAUCAACGUGAGUAAACUCCUCAAUGAAAUUGCGCCUCAUCAAAGAGAAGAUGCAGUCAAUUCUCUAGCCUAUGAGGCUGAAGCACGUCUAAAAGAUCCAGUUUAUGGUUGUGUUGGUGCAAUUUCUGUACUCCAAAGACAAGUUCUUCGACUACAAAAGGAACUAGAUGCAACAAAUGCAGAUCUUAUUCGGUUUUCGAGUAAUCAAAGUAUAUUAAGGCCAUCGCAAAGUUCAGGGAGUUCUGUACAAAACGCUCAUGUGUUGCCUCAUUAUUAUGGUUCUUAUUCAUGGAACAAUAACCCUUAA
Lactuca saligna is the source of this 667-nucleotide messenger RNA. The record is from the annotation of a GenBank genome assembly. NCBI's taxonomy places the organism in Eukaryota, Viridiplantae, Streptophyta, Magnoliopsida, Asterales, Asteraceae.